This is a messenger RNA of Hymenoscyphus albidus, 342 nucleotides long. NCBI's taxonomy places the organism in Eukaryota, Fungi, Ascomycota, Leotiomycetes, Helotiales, Helotiaceae. The record is from the annotation of a GenBank genome assembly.
AUGUCUUCUUCAACAAAACUGCGGUCCAUCUAUCGAUCAUUCCUCCGUGAACUGCCGCCACGUCCUCUGGCCGAAAGAGCCCAGUCGCCUCUACAAGCACGACUUCGCACCUCCCUCACCUCCGCCGAGUCUGCCACACCCGUUGAGCACGCUGAACAAUUCCUCCAGUAUGUCAAGGCACAGAGAAUGUACGCCACGCUAUUGGAAAGAUACAAUCCGGGCAUGAAUAUGGAGGAGGAGGAGAGGAUUAGGCUCACGGCUAGAAGAGUUGGCAUGAAUUUGCCCGAGGAGUUCACAUCGCUGGAUCCCAGUGAGGGAAGUGGAAACGGAAAGAGUUCGUGA